CUUACGUAAGAUAUGUAGUCUUUUUGACGUACUUUCUACCUAUGUAGCUUCUAUAUCAGGUACGGAAACAUACAAACAUACAAAGAAUCACUUCGAAUUUAUCGCCCCAGCUAAGGUAAUUCACACCCGUUGGCAGGCAGUUUAAUUGCAUCGAUUAUCACCACCUUGUACCGUCUGUUUUUUUCUUUUUCCAACUUCAAUCGACCUACCACACCACGCGCGACGAUACCGCAAUCUCAUGGUCUAAACUAAAGAAAAGAGCCCUUUGGGCGAGAAUUACAAUUUAUCUAUCACCGACUGGUUUUAGUUUCAAGCCGAUUUCGUUGCCUACGAUGACGGAUUUCUUACCCGACCUUACCGAAUUCCCCAACGCCGCUCAGCGACGGAAGCAAUCCGUUACGAAGCCUGAUGCUAUGGCGGAGAAUUCCACGUCGGGAGUUAAACCUUUGACCAACGACUCGAUCGAUCCCGAUACCUGUCGGAUUUGUCGAGGAGAGGGCACCACCGACGAGCCUCUCUUUUACCCUUGUAAAUGCAGCGGCAGUAUCAAAUAUGUACAUCAGGAUUGCUUGAUGGAAUGGCUCUCACAUUCGCAAAAGAAGCAUUGCGAGCUUUGCAAGACGCCAUUCCGCUUCACCAAGCUAUACUCCCCGAAUAUGCCCAAGCGACUACCUCUGUACAUCUUCGUCACCCAUAUGGCCAAAUAUUUCUUCCGCAACGUUCUUGUCUGGUUAAGAGCCAUCCUGGUCACUAGCGUGUGGUUUGGCUGGCUUCCCUAUCUCAUGCGUUCCGUCUGGUCCUUUCUAUUCUGGAUCAGCGAUGAGGGUUUCGGUCCUAGCCCACCUAUCCUCGAUUCUCGGAAUGCCAGUUCAGUAGGCCGAGGCGAUCUGUCUUCUCUUUCCGUCACGGGCACGACUACAUGCGCAUCCACACCCUUGCUACCCGCUACGACGACCGCUGCGAGUAUUGGAGGUAUCAUCGACCAGAUUCCUGUGUCCAAUUUGCUGAGAGCCAUCUCGAGACCUUUGAACGCAAGCCCUCCAACUUGGCUCACUACACUAUUGGGCUUGUCCGCUACCACAGACAAGUCAAUGUACGGAACUAAGGAUUUCCUGAACGUGACAAAUGUCGAUCAGUUUUCUAUCUCGCCUGCCGCUUAUCGCCCAUCAUCUUUAUUGAGCGAAGUUGCCGUCCUCAAACACUUCACGCGACACCCUGCCAUCAACCGGACCAUCAUCGCUGUUCUAGAGGGUCAGAUUAUAACUUUGCUGGUCAUCGUAUGUUUUAUCCUGAUCAUCUUAGUCCGAGAUUACGUGGUGCAGCAGCAACCUGAAAUAAACAUGCGCGCUGCUUUCGCCGCAGCAGAAAACGAGGCUCCUCUGCCGCCCGGACCCGUGAACAAUCCGGCACCGCGCAACUUGGGUCCAGAUGACGACGAGGGCGUGGACUCUGAUGAAGACUCCACUGCAGAACGGGAUGGGCCGAUAGCUGACAAUGAUACUCAAGACUUGGAUCCUAAUCGAGCAGGUCACCUGCAAGAUAUUGUCGAUAUACAGAACCCUCGUCAUAGACCUAUUGCCGAAUUCCGGCGGCGAGCGCCACGGUUUGAUACCAAUGGCAGACAGGAAGAUCAGCAAGAAGACCGCGGUCGUGCCGAGUCUAUCGUACACAAUGCAGGGCUCGAGGAGCAGAGCAACCAGUUUCAGGCUGGCCCAGCCGAGCAUAAAAACAGCGAACGGACUCUCUCGGACAUUCUCGAUGGUGAGGGCAGUUCGCAGGGUACGGUGAAGGAGUAUCUACGGAUCUAUAGAGAAGCCGGCGGAGACCAGGGAAGAAUCCUCCAAAUCAUUCGAGAGGAAGGACUGGAAGAACGUAUGCGAUACUGGAUCCGCGUAACGCAAUCGAUGGCAACUGCUGGUAGGGCUGCUGACGGAAGCAGUCUCGAUCUGGGGAACGGUAUUGGAAGCUCAAUUCUAACUCACCAGGAACGGCGCUCAAGUCGGUCCCCUACAAAGUCGGACUCGCCCAGAGCUGACGCGACUAGUAGCGAUAACUCGAGUUGGACGUGGGCGGAAAACGACGACGGCGAUGCCAUAGCGAGCCAGGGUCCCCACGAUAAAGGAAAAGGCAAAAUUACUGAGACUUCCGGAAAUGGCAGUGAUUCCUGGACAGAUCCCUGGGCGUCUUGGGGAGGCGAAUUUGGCGAAAAUGCGUCGUCUUCAGACAUACCGCCCUUAACUAGGCCAAGAUCAGCUUCCGACGGUCCUCAGGCCCCCAAACCUAUCAAUAGGCUUGCAAAUAAUAACUGGUCGUUUUCCGAUCUACCUUCUGGCCCGUCGAAUGGUUCUCAUGAGAAUGUGUCUGGCCCCGGCGAUUCAGCCUCACCUCCACCAGUAUAUUUAGGUGUGAAUAGCGAUAUCCACCGAACGGGGUUGUCACAACCAAGUAGACCCGUUCACGACGGUACCGCUGUUGACCAAUCACAACGUUUUGAACAGACGACCGUACCUCUCCAACCAGGAUUCAACACGCCGGCGACUGUGGAAGACAGGAUGGUUGAUGAAAUCAGCUUACAGAAUCCUACGGGAGACGGCCACGCCGAUGACUCCACUGCCUUGGUCGAACCGGCUCAUGGUAACGAGCCUGCUGUCGUUGCGGCGAGACAGGCCGGUAGCAUUGUGGAUCGUGUAGCCGAUUUCAUGUGGGGCGACGUAGAGGCUGGCCAUUUGGAUGAAAUUGAACCAGAAGAAGCUGUGGAUAUUUUCGGUGUGAAUCAGAACGCGCCAUUCUUCGACAACGAUCGUGGGAUUGAGGGAGAAGGUGAAGAUGAGAUUGAGAUGGCCCCAGAUGUCGUCGAAGCUGCCGUUGCUGCUGGUAUCGAUCCAGAAGCCGUCGAAGAUGCCGAAGAUUUCGAAGGAAUCAUGGAAUUAAUUGGUAUGCGCGGCCCGAUCGCAGGCCUGUUCCAAAACGCCAUCUUCUGCGCCUUUCUCGUAUCUAUUUCUAUCUUUGCGUGCGUAUUUGUUCCAUAUAACUUCGGUCGCGUAUCUGUUUGGGUCGUCGCGCAUCCGACUCGUCUGCUCAGAAUCAUUUUCAGCGCGUCCAAGUUUGUUCAAGACGCCGUCCUGCUGGCUGUCGGUUAUACCUCGACGAUUGUAUUCACCCUCCUCGAAGCAUUUACUGUACUUCUAGGAAUCGAUCAGGGAGAACAACUGAUACAUGACCUCAGAAUUGAGACUAGACACGUUGCCAUCAGAGCGCUAAAGCGGGUUCUCGCUAGUUUCAUGUCUGAGAUUCCGCUCAUCUCAGUUAGCGAGGUGCGUAACUUCUCUGCCGUCAGCCAUGAGGCCCUUAUCAUAAUAAAAAGCGAGAUCCGGUACGCUCUCUCAUCUGUCGGGCAUGUCAUUCUGUAUAUUUUUGGCGGCGACUACGUUGCCAAGUUGGCUACGGCCAAGUCUAUAAUUUCCGUUCUGGUACCGGCAACAUUACAAUCCCUGAAAGCUCUCCCCACCAUCGUAACGCAGCCAGGGUCGUGGAUGUUGAAUCUUAGUCUUUCCGAACCGUCAUCGUCUACAAAUCCCGUUCUUGCUUAUUGGGACGCGAGCGACAGGACAUGGGCUAUUCUUGCUGGAUAUGUCUCUAUGUCAGUCAUAGCCGGGUUCUAUCUCGCCAGAGGGACACCGUUUUGUACAGGGCAAGCCGCUCAAGAAUGGGAAGCAUCCAUUAUCGACCUCCUAAAUCAAGCCGGCGGCGUCAUGAAGGUGAUCUUGAUCAUCAGUAUAGAAAUGCUGAUAUUCCCAUUGUACUGCGGAUUGCUGUUAGACUUCGCGUUACUCCCCCUCUUCGAAGGCACGAGCCUCAGAUCUCGUCUUUUAUUUACCUACAAUUAUCCGCUCACUUCCAUUUUCGUCCACUGGUUCGUCGGCACCGCAUACAUGUUUCAUUUCGCUCUCUUCGUUUCUAUGUGCCGCAAGAUUAUGCGAAAAGGUGUUCUAUACUUCAUCCGCGAUCCGGACGAUCCGGAGUUUCAUCCGGUGCGCGACGUCCUCGAGCGCAAUGUUACAACCCAGCUCCGCAAGAUACUAUUUUCGGCUUUCGUUUAUGGAGCGUUAGUCGUAGUUUGUCUCGGGGGUGUCGUGUGGGGCUUAUCCCUAACUUUGCCCAACGUCCUUCCGAUCCAUUACUCUUCUAACGAGCCGGUCCUUGAAUUCCCGAUCGACCUGCUCUUUUACAACUUCCUAAUGCCUCUCGCCGUCAAGUUCUUCAGGCCGAGCGACGGGCUUCACGCCAUGUAUACCUGGUGGUUCCGAAAGUGCGCCAGAGCCCUACGGCUGACAUGGUUCCUCUUCGGCGAGCGACGCAUAGACGAGGAGGGUACGUUAGUGCUUCCCGGAAGCUCGCCUUAUCGAAAACUUCCCUGGUGGCGUCGGAUCUUCCUCGAAGUCAAUGCCGAAACUGAAGUGGUCCCGAAAACGUGGCAAGACACAUUCAAAGGAGGAAGGGCGAAACCUUCUUCGGAAAUUCCCGCCGAGGAGAUGAGUGCGCACAACGAAAGGAAGGGGAAGCUUGUCAACUCGGGACAACUCAUCCCCGACGGCCGCUUUGUGAGAUCGCCAGCGUCUGAUCAGGUCAAAAUCCCCAAGGGCCAGUCAGUUUUCCUUGACGUAUCAGAAGAGGAUAAGAGGGAAGACGGCAAGCCAGAUCGCCCGGAUACAGACCUCUACUCGGGAACUCAUUACCAAUUUGUUUACGUCCCUCCCUAUUUUCGCAGCCGUAUCUUCCUAUUCAUCCUAUCCAUAUGGAUUUUCGCAGCUGUUACUGGAGUCGGCUUCACGAUUGUACCUCUCGUGUUUGGCCGGCGCAUGUUUAAGGUUCUUAUACCUUCUCACAUACGGACUAACGAUAUCUACGCGUUUAGUAUUGGAGUCUACAUUCUCGGCUCACUGGGCUACUUUGUCUUUCACCUACGGUCAAUGCUCAACAAACUAAGAAUUUUGACAUCCUCUGUGCUGGAUUCGAUGCUCGACCGUCAGACAAUCCAGCACGCUAUCCAAUUCACGAAUCGUGCGUCCCGGCUGUUAUAUACUUAUACAGUCCUACUAAUCGUGUUUCCCCUCCUUAUCACGCUUCUGGUAGAGCUCUACCUACUCAUGCCGUUGCAUACGUACAUGUAUCCGGCCGGAGCGAACGCUACGAGGCGAUUCGAGGGUUUGCGAGGGGGUCACACCAUCCGGGUUAUUCAAGCUUGGACUUUAGGUAUCCUAUACCUCAAACUAGGUUCCCGGGCUGUGACGCUGUACGGCGGCAGGCCGGCGCAUGCCGUACGCGCCGUUCUACGUCGCGGCUGGCUAGAGCCCGAUAUCGGUGUCUUGACACGAGCGUUUGUCAUUCCCGGCAUCGUAGCAUCGUUGGUGAUGAUCGCGAUGCCUCCGAUUAUGGCGUGGGUAACCCUUCACCACAUUUUAGAUGUCAAUCCCGAAGUAGCUCAGGAAAUGCGAGUCUUGAUAUUCCGCCUCGCCUAUCCAUCUACUGCACUCUUCUGGGCAAGUCUCAUUUUGAUGCGGCGCAUAUUACGCGUAUUCGAAGGUUGGCAGGUUCGGAUCCGGGACGAGGCGUACCUUAUGGGGGAACGGCUUCAUAAUUUCGGCGGCACUUCGUCUAAGGUAUCAAAUUGGAGAGCCAGCGCGAGGCUUUGAAUGCUGUUUAUACGGGCAUAUAAAUCGAAGUAGAAUUCUAAGACUAGAUGAACUUACGCGUAUGAGUUGAUGGAAACAUAUAUAUACACUGUCACAUUAAUUUUGCAU
This is a messenger RNA of Daldinia vernicosa, 5801 nucleotides long. RefSeq lists its product as uncharacterized. Lineage: Eukaryota; Fungi; Ascomycota; Sordariomycetes; Xylariales; Hypoxylaceae. Gene Ontology annotation, molecular function: zinc ion binding. The transcript is spliced from 2 exons. Gene Ontology annotation, cellular component: endoplasmic reticulum membrane. The record is from RefSeq and is a predicted model, not a curated record. Bases 333 to 5693 code for a protein of 1786 amino acids.